AUGUUGAGCGGAAUCCAUUUUCUUUGCAACCACGGCUGCAGCGACGACCGCAGCAACGACCACCACAGGUGGAGCAACGACCGCAGCGACUACCACCACAGGUGGAGCAACGACCGCAGCGACUACCACCACAGCUGCAGCAACGACCACCACAGGUGCAGCGACGACCGCCGCUCCGACAACCACCACGGCUGCAGCGACUACCACCACGCCUGCAGCGACGACCGAAGCGACUACCACCACAGGUGCAGUGACGACCGCUGCGCCGACCACCACAGGUGCAGCAACGACCACCGCAGGUGCAGCAACGACCACAACGGCUGCAGUGACGACCGCCGCGCCGACAACCACAGCCACGGCUGCAGCGACGACCGCCGCGCCGACGACUGCCGCGCCGACCACCACCACGGCUGCAGCGACAACCGCAGCGACUACCACCACAGGUGCAGCAACGACCGCAGCGACUACCACCACAGGUGCAGCAACGACCGCAGCGACUACCACCACAGGUGCAGCAACGACCACCACAGUUGCAGCGACGACCACCACAGGUGCAGCGACGACCGCCGCUCCGACAACCACCACGGCUGCAGCGACUACCACCACGCCUGCAGCGACGACCGCAGCGACUACCACCACAGGUGCAGCAACGACCACCACAGCUGCAGCGACGACCGCCGCUCCGACUUCCACCACGGCUGCAGCGACAACCGCCGCGCCGACCACCACAGCUGCAGCGACGACCGCCGCUCCGACAACCACCACGGCUGCAGCGACUACCACCACGCCUGCAGCGACGACCGCAGCGACUACCACCACAGGUGCAGUGAUGACCGCUGCGCCGACGGCCACCACGGUGCUCCAAACUUUGAGGACUGCCCCUCCAGAAAACACAGGCCUGGCCCUCCAAACUCAAAGGACGAGCUCCAUUCACCACCUGGCAACGGCAGUGAGAAAUGGAGAAGAGAUGGGCAGAACGGAAUGGGUGGGCAGUAA
Platichthys flesus (European flounder) is the source of this 996-nucleotide messenger RNA. Its product is annotated as histidine-rich protein PFHRP-II-like. The record is from RefSeq and is a predicted model, not a curated record. Bases 1 to 996 code for a protein of 331 amino acids. The transcript is spliced from 5 exons. NCBI's taxonomy places the organism in Eukaryota, Metazoa, Chordata, Actinopteri, Pleuronectiformes, Pleuronectidae.